GUCAGUCACAUCAUCAUCAUCAUCACCAACGUAAACAUUGACGAUGUUCCUCUGUUGUAUAUUCAUCAUUUGAGGCUGACAAGUAAAUUAUAGCAGCGAAAACUAGGAGUGCCUGAGUUGUUAGAAAAGUACAAAAAUGUACCCAGCCAGUCCAAAGUUGGGUUUGGCACACCUUGGUGCAUCCACAUUCUUUGCCUCUGCUCACCCAAGUGAGUCUUGUGGCAGCAAUGGCUUGCCGCUCACACCGAAUUCAAUUAGAAUCUAUGGGCGUGCACAAGCCUUGCACCUCAUCAACCAUCCCCACUUAUGCUCUUAUGUGGAUAUUCACAGGGGAAAACAUGAGAGAAUUAUGGUGAUACAAGAAUAUUAUCUAAUGAACUUACGGACAGCUGUACAGAAGUAUCCAGAAAUUAGGAGUCACCGGGGUCUUGCUCGAGUAGCUCAUCAGGUGAUUCAAGGACUUGUGUACCUUAACAAUUUUGGAACUGUCAACUGUAAUUUAAGUCCAGAUAACAUCUUGAUUGAUCCAUGUGGUCAAGCCAAGUUAUAUAAUUAUGGUCUAUUUUAUAUGACAGAAGCUGGUACUGCAGUUUCCUUCCCUCUUGGGAGCAUUCAGUAUACAGCACCAGAGAUCCUGCUGCAGGGAUGGAACCAGGAAGGAGGAACUGGUGGGGCUACAGUAACUGGUAAUCCAGCAUGGGAUGUUUGGUCUCUUGGCAUAAUCAUGGCUGAGAUGAUAAUGGGAUGCUCACUUUUCACUAGGUGUGAAAAUGUAAAACAAUUAGUGUCUGAAGUGUUAAGACUAUCUAUGGCAAGUGAUCCACUCCUCUACUUGGCACAAACUCAUGAUACUGUUGCAAAGAUUGAUGCCUUAUCUGAUGAAAUGAGAACCUUCCUACGCCUCUGCCUGACAGUAGACUCAGAAGAUCGACCAGUACCCCGCAAUCUUCUGUCUCACUCACUUUUCCGGCCCUUUGUUAUUUCAGCCUCUCUCAUACCUGUUCCCCCUCAUUUCCCAGUUAUUGAGCCCUCGCUCUGCUUAGUAGAUUUUGCACACUACAAGGCCAAGUUAGGAGCGAUGGAACAUGAGGGAGAUUUACUUAAAGAUUAUCCACUAACGCCUGACAAUGACUUUCUUCAAGAAGGUGAAAGACCUGAACUUAGAGGGGGCAAGAGAGACAAGUUGAGUGAGCGUCCUUUGAGGGAAGUGUACCAUCUAUGGCAGUUGGCCGGGGGUAAUGUAGAACAAGAACUCAAGAAGCAGAAACUUGUUCGAAUCAAACCAGCCAUACUUACACUCCCCAGUGUGAUGGUGGUGGAAGGAGAAUUUUUUGGUGGAGGUCUUCACCGACGUCAGCUGCUAGAGAGCAAGACCAUCAUCUUACCACUACACAACUUGAGACACAGAUUGGCUCAUAUACCUCCAGAGAAGUAUUAUCCUCUCAUCACCCAAGGGGAAUGUGGUACAGACGAACUAGAAACCAGUCAGCUUCCACUGGUGAUACGAGAACGAGAUGUUGAGUACCAAUUCCAUCGUCUUCUUAUUUUUGAGAGAUUAUUACAGUCAUACCCAUUCAAAGCAGAAAGUAUCCUGCGAGAAGCCAGAAAGGACACUCUUCCAUUCUACCGAGCACUGGUGUGGGCCUCACUUCUUGGUGUUGAUGGUGCUGUAGCGCAUACUUACCAACAAAUUGACAAGGAAACUCCUACGCCAACAGACAGACAGAUUGAGGUGGAUAUUCCACGAUGCCACCAGUACGAUGAAUUGCUAUCAUCACCACAGGGACAUGUUAAGUUUACACGUGUUCUGAAGGCCUGGGUAGUGUCGCAUCCUCAUUUGGUGUAUUGGCAAGGACUGGAUUCUCUUUGUGCACCAUUUCUUUACCUCAACUUUAACAAUGAAGCUCUGGCAUACGCCUGUUUGUCCAAGUUUAUCGACAAGUACCUGCACAAGUUUUUCUUGAGGGACAACAGUGCUGUGAUACAAGAAUACCUGGCCAAGUUUUCCCAUAUGAUCGCUUUCCAUGAUCCACAACUUUUUAACCAUCUGGAUAACAUUGGCUUCAUUCCUGAGUUGUAUGCCAUUCCAUGGUUUCUCACUAUGUACACACAUGUUUUUCCACUGCAAAAGAUCUUCCUGUUAUGGGAUACUCUUCUAUUAGGAGAAGCAUCACUGCCAUUAUGCAUAGGUGUGGCACUUCUGCAGCAGUUGAAAGAUAGACUACUUCAGUUUGGAUUCAAUGAAUGCAUCCUUCUCUUUUCUGAUAUGCCAGAUAUUGACAUGGAACGUGUUGUACGUGAAUCAGUACAAGUAUUUUGUUCUACACCUCCGUCUGUCACGUAUCGUCAGCAUGAGCGACCCAAACCAGACCCAAGCAAACGUAGCUCACCUUCACCACACCUUAGUCAAGCCAGUCAAGACUUGGUAAUGGAUGCUGUGCCAGUAGCAGAGCUCAAACAAGAGAAAUGCCCUCGAGCCUGUGGUGCUGACUUAUUAGAGCUUUUAGCUCACAAGAAGAGUCGAAGUGGCCGAGCCAAGGUCUUGGUGGUAGAUAUUCGACCAUCUGAUGAAUUUGCCCAUGGUACAUUAGCAGAUGCUAUAAAUUUACCUGCUGAAUCUUCUAUAACCCAUGAAGGUUUGUUGGUUCCUGGACCCCAAAGUGAUGUGCUUAAUUCCUACCGUGGCAAAAUUAUAUGUGUUAUGGGUUCAAGACACAACUGGGAACAUGUAAUAAAGUUUGCAGAGAGCCUUGUGGCACAAGAAUUUCCACGAGUGUGUACACUACAUCAAGGUGUGGAAGUAUUUCGUGCCUCUGGAGCAUUAGUUGUGCCAUCCUGAACUUUGUUACUUUCAUUUCAGUGUAAUGAGAAAGUG
Cherax quadricarinatus is the source of this 2875-nucleotide messenger RNA. RefSeq names its product TBC domain-containing protein kinase-like protein. Gene Ontology annotation, molecular function: GTPase activator activity; protein kinase activity; ATP binding. Gene Ontology annotation, biological process: activation of GTPase activity; protein phosphorylation. NCBI's taxonomy places the organism in Eukaryota, Metazoa, Arthropoda, Malacostraca, Decapoda, Parastacidae. The record is from RefSeq and is a predicted model, not a curated record.